Messenger RNA from Gastrolobium bilobum, 1034 nucleotides. RefSeq names its product stem-specific protein TSJT1-like. The record is from RefSeq and is a predicted model, not a curated record. NCBI's taxonomy places the organism in Eukaryota, Viridiplantae, Streptophyta, Magnoliopsida, Fabales, Fabaceae. The coding region runs from base 37 to 789 and encodes 250 amino acids. The transcript has 4 exons.
CUCAACAACAAUAAACGAUCCACACAAACACACAAAAUGCUUGCAGUUUUUGACAAAUCUGUAGCCAAGAGUCCAGAGGGUCUUCAGAGCCCUCAAUCAAACUCUGUUUCAGCACUCAAAGAUGCAUUUUUGGCUCAACAUUUUGCCUCUGUUCACCCUGCUUCCGUUACCAUUAACCUUGCCUCUUCGGGUCUAUUGGCCUAUUCUCUUGAUAAACGUAAUCCACUGCUCCCAAGGCUGUUUGCAGUUGUGGAUGACAUCUUCUGCUUGUUUCAAGGCCACAUUGAGAAUGUUGCUAAUCUUAAGCAACAAUAUGGAUUGAACAAAGCAGCAAAUGAGGUGAUCAUUAUCAUAGAGGCUUACAGGACUCUAAGAGAUCGCGGUCCCUAUCCUGCUGAUCAGGUUGUGAAAGAUUUCCAAGGCAAAUUUGCAUUUAUCCUGUUUGAUAGUGGUUCUAAAACUGCAUUUGCUGCUGCUGAUUGUGAUGGGAGUGUUCCCUUCUUCUGGGGAACUGAUGCUGAUGGAAAUCUUGUUCUUUCAGAUGAGAUACAGGUUGUAACUAAGAGCUGUGGAAAAUCUUCUGCACCAUUCCCUAAAGGGUGCUUCUUUACAACAUCUGGAGGUUUGAGGAGUUUUGAGCAUCCCCUAAAUGAGUUGAAGCCUGUACCAAGGGUUGACAGUUCUGGUGAGGUGUGUGGUGCAACUUUCAAGGUGGAUGCUGAAUCUAAGAAGGAAACAACUGGCAUGCCAAGAGUUGGGAGUGCUGCUAACUGGUCUUCUAAUUACUGAUUGCAACACUAGCUUGAUUGAACUAAGGCUUUUAUAUAGCUGGACUUGGUUGAAUUUUCCAGCUUUAUGCAUCAUCUGUUCCUUUCAUUGGACAACUUUGAUUCUCUAGCGAGUGCUUAGCUUUUAUGUUACUUGCUGAGUAGAGACAUGAUUUCAUGAAACUAUACAAGUUGGUUGCAAUCAAAUACUAAGUUGAUACUUUCUUGGCACAUAUCAUGUAAUAAUAUCAACUUGCGUACUAUUUG